AUGGGCGUCUCUAGUACAUCCUACUGUUGGAACCCUCCCGACGAUAUUCGCAUGUGCUGGGAUUCCGACGACUCCGAAUUUACGAACCUGGACACAGACUCAGUGGAAGAUAGUAGUAGCCAAUUUAGCGAGCACAGCAGCCUGGGUGAGGCGCCCAGUGAAGACGGUGCAGAUAGACCCGCGACAAAGCGUGCUAGGGCAGACAAAGUAACCGAUACGGGAGCGGCACCAGUAGCAAAAGGUUCUAGCAGAAGAAAGAAAACUCCUUGUCUUAUUGUUACUGUGCCAACCCAUAUUCUUCUCGAGAUCUUUGGCCUUUUGGAACCAGUAGAUCUUUUACAUCUGUUCCGCACCAACAAGGCUUUCCAUAAGGUUCUAUCAUCUAAUAAUGCAGUCUCAGUUUGGAAAGCUGCUCGCGUCAACCGUGGUGGUGUUCCUGACUGCCUACCUGGCAUGUCUGAGAUGGAAUGGGCUAACCUAUUAUUUGGUGGUUUUCACUGUCAAGAAUGUGGCGAGAAGGGAAUGUGGCAAAUAGACUUUGGUAUCAGGCGCAGAGUAUGUUCCCUCUGCCUCGAUGAAAACCUAGUCUGUCUUGGUCGCUGCGUCUCUGAAUCUGAAUUUUCUAAAUACGAUCCGAUCAUGAUGGAUUUGAUCCCAUCCAGUGACAUCGGUGUAGAUGAUCGUAUUCAUGUCACUGACUGCGAGUUUUUUUGGUUAGAUGACGUCCUGAAAAUGGCAAAAGAGUUGGAGGUGUACCUCAAACCAGGUGCUGAGCAAGCAUUAGAAGACUUCAAGCAAUCACGCAAGAAAUAUGUUAAUUCCGAUAUCGACCAUAUAGCGGUCUGUAGCGCUUGGGCUAACGAGGACGGUAAACGUCAAUUGUCACGUGCCCGUGAGCUUCGUAUCCAAAAUACAAAGCUGUUUGAAGCUAGACUGGCCGAUCUCGGCCACAAUGCUGAAGAUGUGGAGCGCAUGUUCAAGCGUCAUCACUAUGGCGUACUGGACAAAGAGCUUACCGAUGCACGCUGGGAGCGUUUGUUUCCAAAAGUCGAGCGUAAGCUUGCUGAAUUGCAGGAAGAAUGGCGCCUCGAGAAGCAAAGAAAAGUAUCGUAUGUCCGGGAGUCUCGCCUGUUGGCUAUGUAUCAGAAAUACGUGCAGCCGUUGCCACAGGUCAUCACACCUCCUCCCCAAGAUUUCAUGAAGCUCUGUGAUGUUGCAGAAUUUAUCGAAAGCCCACCCACUGGGGAUGAAGAAAGCGAUAUUCAACCUUGUUCUGCUUUCGCGGAAAGAUUUCCCGAGUUUUGUGCUGAAUGUGUGCAUAAAAGGAAGCUCGAACUGACACGACUACUGGCCCUCUCCACUGAUGUACUGCAAGAUACUACGACGCUACAAAGCCAAGGAAUCGAUGCCCCUGAUGAUAUGUUACUGCAGCUGGCGACCUCCGUUUUCCAAUGCACUCGCCUGGGCUCCUUCCCACUGAUUACGUGGGACAAGGUGCUGCAUCACAGAUGGUCUUCUCACAAUCAAGACGUGGCCCGAAAUUACGCAAGAUCGGCGUCGAUAUCAUCUUGUACAUUUUCGAUCUCCCAGCGUGGGGUUGCCGCUGCACGUUCUUUGUUAGGCUUAAUCGGUCUCAACGCCAAAACUACGACUGCAACCACAAUGGAUAGUCUCCAGUGUCGCUUCUUCUGCUCCAACUGUCCACCCAAGCCAGAGAAUGGAGGAUCGUACCGGAUGGCAAUGAACUGGCGUCAGGGCGUGUUUCAUUACGUCGACCAACAAGGUCCAUCGCACAAAGAGCCUCGUUGGGAGUUCUUGAGUGACGCACAACUUCAAGUCAUCCGAAGUUGGCGUGUGCCCGAAUAUCCCGGAGCUACUCAGAAAGUGUGGCGUUGUAACAAAUGCGAUUCAUACUACGGAGACCCAACUACAAAGGUUGCCGUGAUUAAUCAUAUGAAAUCGCAUAGAAUCACCACUCCGACUGAAGGAAUUGACUUUAGCUAUGACCAAGGCGCCAUCGAGAAACCGCCUCCAGCAACGAAGUUCUUCGUUACCCAUCAGAUCGGGAAGCCCUCAAAGUCGGGCACAACUCAGAAGUCUAAACCUUCUACCGAGUUGGGAUAUCGCUGUCGACGUUGCAAUGGCUUAAAUCGGACUUUCAUGUUGGAAGGUGUCAAGCAGCACAUCAAAUCCAAGCACAAAAUCGAUUCCCCGAGUGAAGGGCCAGACUUUUGCAAAUCAAGUAACCCCAUCGCACUUUAA
Suillus subaureus is the source of this 2262-nucleotide messenger RNA. RefSeq lists its product as uncharacterized. NCBI's taxonomy places the organism in Eukaryota, Fungi, Basidiomycota, Agaricomycetes, Boletales, Suillaceae. Bases 1 to 2262 code for a protein of 753 amino acids. The record is from RefSeq and is a predicted model, not a curated record. The transcript is spliced from 12 exons. Gene Ontology annotation, molecular function: protein binding.